This is a messenger RNA of Rhinocladiella mackenziei CBS 650.93, 1299 nucleotides long. RefSeq lists its product as uncharacterized. The coding region runs from base 1 to 1299 and encodes 432 amino acids. The record is from RefSeq and is a predicted model, not a curated record. NCBI's taxonomy places the organism in Eukaryota, Fungi, Ascomycota, Eurotiomycetes, Chaetothyriales, Herpotrichiellaceae. Gene Ontology annotation, biological process: transmembrane transport. The transcript has 3 exons. Gene Ontology annotation, molecular function: transmembrane transporter activity.
AUGGCCAUUAUCGGAUGCAUUGUUUCCGCCACUACCAACAAAACCCCUUGGACUUGUUGCUGGGGAGACGAUUAUCGGAUUCGCCUGUGGAGUUAUUUUCGUUGGCUAUGCCAGCGUGUCAGAAAUGCUUCCCAACAAAUAGCGAGGCGCUGGUAUCGCAUUGACAGAGUUCUUUAUUCAACACCGUGGGUUCUAGUCAGUACCUUAAUGGCCACCUCCAUAUACACUCGAACUGCACUCUCCUGGCGCUGGUUCUCUAUCAUCGGCACUAUCUACGCCACUGUCAGCGUUACCGGCGUCACUCUUUUCUAUUUUCCACCUUCACGUCCGGCUCACGACUAUGGCAAACCCCGCUGGCAAGAAUUUCGAGAAUUAGACUUCAUUGUCUACUUGCUCUUUGGCGGAGGUCUGCGUAUAGCUCUCGUUGGCCUCUCUUGGGCUGGUACACAAUAUGCGUGGGACUCUGCGGCUUUUCUCGCUCCACUUAUUAUUGGGAUUUGCGCCGUCGCGGCGAGCUUCAUCUACGACUUCACGGUUCCUGAGUCACCUUUAUUCCCAUUGUCGCUGCUGCGAGAGUUUCGGAGAUAUACCAUAUUCGUGGUGAUCGCUUUUGUGGCCGGAUUCAUCUAUCGUUCGAUGGCAGCAAUGCUCCCUCAGGUUACUCUCUUCGUAUUCACGAGCGAUCCCAUACAGAUUGGCAUAAUUCAGAUUCCUAAUGGUGUUGGUCAACUCAUUUUUGGCGCUGUGUCAUCAGCAGAGAUCGGACUCAUUGGUCACCUGAGGCUUCAGCUUAUCUUUUGGGUGACUUUGAUGACCGUCAGCAUCGUCUGUCUAGCCGCAACAAUUCCUAACCACAAAGCAGCGUUUAUGGCAGUUCGGACUUUCGGAAUGGGACCAUUCCCGACCGUUACCGUUGUGGCAUAUGUCAUAGUCAGCCUGAAUGUCCCCCUUCGACACCUGAGAGUUGCCAUCGGUCUCAUUGGAACAUUCCGCAGCGCCGGCGGCAGCCUGGGGAAUGCUAUUCUUCAAACAAUUUUGAACUCAAUCGUCGAAAGCGAGCUCGCGCCUGCUAUCAUCAGCGCCGGCACCCAGCAUGGCUUCCCCCUUGAACAUGCUGGGGAACUGAUUCAGGCUACAGUUUCGAAUGCAGUGGGGGUGCCAUACGUCUUCCGUUCGGUUCCCGGAGCAAGCUACAGCAGCUGCUCCGAAGGGCGUUUACGCAUAUGCGUUUCAACGGGUUUUCCUCACCAUCAUUCCCUUCGGCGUAACUGCCAUCGCAUGUGCAUUGUUGGCAAAUGA